AUGUCCACAGAAAAUAUAUCUGAUAUAGAGACUUCGAAGAAAGUCGACCAUCUAUGUGUCCUUGUACACGGGCUCUGGGGUAAGCCGUCGCACUUGGACUUUAUAGCAGAAGUACUCAGGGAGCAAUAUGGAGAGGAUCGUCUCUAUACCCUUUGCGCUGCAGAAAACAGCGGCAACUUCACCUAUGACGGAAUCGAGGUCGGCGGCGAACGGGUGGUGCGAGAGGUCGAAGACACCCUUGAGAAACUGGAGGCCCAAGGACAAAAGAUCACGAAAAUCAGCGUUGUGGGCUACUCUCUAGGAGGGCUUAUCGCCCGAUAUGCCAUUGGAUUACUCCAAGCCCACGGUUGGUUAGAUAGAGUGGAACCCAUGAACUUUACCACCUUUGCUUCACCUCAUGUUGGAGUACGAACGCCAGCUAAAGGCAUGGGAACAAACAUCUGGAAUGGGCUAGGACCGCGAAUGGUUUCUAUGUCGGGCCAGCAGAUGUUCAUGGUUGAUACAUUCCGCGACACCGGACGGCCUCUUCUCAGUCUUCUCGCCGACCCUGAGAGCAUUUUCAUCCAAGGGUUGAAGAGAUUUAAAAAUCGGAGCGUAUACGGAAAUAUUGUGAAUGACCGGAUUACAGUGCCCUACACCACCUUAUUCUCGAAAGUGGACCCGUUCCGGGACCUCGAGAAAAUCAAUAUUAAUUAUGUCGAGGGCUAUGAGCAAACGAUUGUGAACCCAGACGAGUGGUUACUACCGCUGGAACCCAAAGAAUCAGAGAGUUGCGGCGAGGAGAAGUUGAAUCGGCUUAAAAAUUUCCGCCAGAAUUUACCCUUCUACCUUGCUAUUCUUCUUCUGGCUCCUCCUGCUACAACUAUAUUCACCAUCUACUCUAUCAUCCAGACAUGCCGAAGUCAAAAAAGAAUCCGUCUUCACUUGGAAGGGAAGAACGGUCUGCUCUUUCAAAAAUAUAGGGUGCCCCUUCUAGUGCAAGAUAUGCAACACGUGGUGGAUGAGAUUGUGGAGAAUACCAAUGCUCUCCAAGAGCCAGCUUAUCUCUCAAGCUCUGACACCCAGGAGUCUGACUCAUCCGAUUCGAGAACAUCCAAGGUUCUAAAGGCAGUCAAGUGGAGGCGACGUUCUUCUGCAUCUUCGCAGCCUCUUAGUAUUGGGAAAACGGCAUCUGAGUUUCCUAAACUUGCAUUAACACCUGAACAAAUCGCCAUCAUUGAUUCUCUGGAUGCGGUGGGAUUCCGAAAAUAUCCGGUCCAUAUUCAUAAUGAUAGGCAUAGCCACGCAGUCAUCAUUCGUCGAGAUAAAAAGACCGAAAAUGAUGAAGGAAUUCAUGUCAUGAGGCACUGGAUCAACAAUGGAUUCGCGAUAUAG
Penicillium macrosclerotiorum is the source of this 1374-nucleotide messenger RNA. RefSeq names its product lipase ROG1 family protein. The record is from RefSeq and is a predicted model, not a curated record. The transcript is spliced from 2 exons. Lineage: Eukaryota; Fungi; Ascomycota; Eurotiomycetes; Eurotiales; Aspergillaceae. Gene Ontology annotation, molecular function: monoacylglycerol lipase activity. Bases 1 to 1374 code for a protein of 457 amino acids.